Messenger RNA from Styela clava, 3468 nucleotides. Its product is annotated as protein transport protein Sec23A-like. The record is from RefSeq and is a predicted model, not a curated record. NCBI's taxonomy places the organism in Eukaryota, Metazoa, Chordata, Ascidiacea, Stolidobranchia, Styelidae. Gene Ontology annotation, biological process: intracellular protein transport; endoplasmic reticulum to Golgi vesicle-mediated transport; COPII-coated vesicle cargo loading. Gene Ontology annotation, molecular function: GTPase activator activity; zinc ion binding. Gene Ontology annotation, cellular component: endoplasmic reticulum exit site; COPII vesicle coat.
UACAAAUAUUUUUAGCGAACAUUAUAAAAUUUCACAUAUUACUAGUAUAAGACGAUUGUGAAAUACCUGUAAGUGAAUUACGCAAGUCAAAGGUUCCCGAAUAACAAUGACGACGUACCAAGAAUACAUCCAACAAAAUGAGGAUAGAGAUGGAAUCAGAUGGAGUUGGAAUGUAUGGCCGUCAUCAAGACUUGAAGCUACCAGAAUUGUUGUUCCUGUGGCAUCUCUUUUUACACCUUUGAAGGAAAGACCUGAUCUGCCACCUAUACAAUAUGAACCAGUUUGCUGCCAUAGACAAACUUGCAGAGCUGUUCUUAACCCUCUCUGCCAAGUUGACUACAGAAGCAAAAUAUGGACAUGCAAUUUCUGCUAUCAAAGAAAUCCUUUUCCAGCUAGUUAUGCUGCCAUUACGGAAAGUCAUCAGCCAGCAGAAUUAAUUCCGCAAUUUACAACAUUGGAAUAUCAGAUUCGUUCACCACUGCCAGUUGGACCUGUAUUUUUGUUUGUAUUAGAUACUUGUAUGGACGAAGAAGAUUUGCAGGCAAUGAAAGAGUCCUUGCAAAUGUCACUCAGUCUUUUACCAAACAAUGCAAUCAUUGGUUUAAUAACUUUUGGAAGAAUGGUUCAAGUUCAUGAACUAGGAACAGAAGGAAUUUCUAAGAGUUAUGUCUUCAGAGGAACGAAGGAUCUAACUGCAAAACAAAUUCAGGAAAUGCUUGGACUGAAUAAAGUUUCAGGAGCUCCAGCACCAAAAGUUGGUGCACCAGGACAACCUGCUCAACCUCAGAAUAAUGCUACGCCUCUGAAUAGGUUUUUGCAGCCGCUUCACAAAUGUGACAUGUAUGUAACCGAUUUACUUGGUGAACUACAAAGGGAUCCAUGGCCAGUAACACAAGGCAAACGACCAUUACGAUCUGUGGGAACUGCCCUUGCAAUAGCAGUCGGACUUCUUGAGUGUUCUUUCCCUAAUAUUCCAUCUCGUAUCAUGCUAUUCAUGGGAGGGCCUGGCACUCAAGGACCAGGUAUGAUUGUGGAUGAUAAUUUGGAACAUACGAUCAGAUCUUGGUAUGAUGUCGAGAAAGAUAACGCACCCCAUAUGAAGAAAUCAAUCAAGCAUUACGAAUCUCUUGCCACACGGGCAUCAAAGAGCGGCCAUAUUAUUGAUGUUUAUUCUUGUGCCUUGGAUCAAACUGGACUACAUGAAAUCAAGUGUUGUCCUAAUUAUACUGGUGGAAUCAUGGUGAUGGGAGAUUCCUUCAAUACUUCACUCUUCAAACAAACAUUUCAGAAAGUAUUUUCAAAAGACAGCAAGGGAGAAUUUAAUAUGGCUUUCGGUGCAACAUUUGAAGUUAAGACAUCCAGAGAAGUAAAAGUUAGCGGUAUAAUCGGCCCAUGCACAAGUUUGAAUGUCAAAAGUCCAUGCGUAUCAGAAAAUGAAAUUGGUAUUGGAGGAACAUCACAAUGGAAAUUGUGUGGACUUGAUUCAUCAACUACUUUAGCUAUUUAUUUUGAAAUAGUGAAUCAGCACAAUACUCCGAUACCACAAGGUGGGAGAGGAACUGUCCAGUUUAUCACAAAUUAUAUUCAUUCAAGUGGUCAGCGCCGUAUCCGUGUAACUACAAUAGCUCGCAGUUGGGCUGAUCCAUCAGCAGGACAAGUUCAUGUAUCAGCCAGUUUUGAUCAAGAAGCAGCAGCAGUUAUUAUGGGAAGGAUGGCAAUAACAAGAUCACAGGAUGAUGGCGGUCCCGAUGUCUUACGUUGGCUUGAUAGAAUGCUUAUUAGAUUGUGCCAAAAAUUUGGAGAAUUUUCAAAGGACGCACCUGAUACUUUUAGAUUUGCUGAAAAUUUUUCACUUUAUCCACAGUUCAUGUUUCAUUUGCGACGUUCUAGUUUUCUGCAAGUGUUUGGUCACAGUCCUGACGAAACUGCUUAUCACAGAUACCAAGUCAACAGACAAGAUCUCACAAACUCUCUCAUCAUGAUUCAACCUGUUUUGUAUUCCUACUCAUUCAAUGGACCACCAGAGCCUGUACUACUCGACAGCACAAGUAUUCAACCAGACAAAAUUUUGUUGCUCGAUACGUUUUUUCAAGUUCUAAUCUUCCAUGGAGAGACAAUAGCGCAAUGGAAGAAAGCUGGUUACCAUGAACAACCACAAUAUGAAAACUUCAGACAACUAAUGCAGGCUCCUAUUGACGAUGCUCAAGAUAUUCUGGCAACUAGGUUUCCCAUUCCAAGAUAUAUCGAAACCCAGCAUGGAGGAAGUCAGGCACGUUUUCUACUUUCUAAGGUCAAUCCUUCUCAAACUCACAACAACAUGAUGUGGGGACAACAGGAUGGUUCAGCCCCAGUUCUAACCGAUGAUGUCAGUCUUCAAGUAUUUAUGGAUCAUUUGAAGAAACUAGCUGUAUCGAGCGCUACUUAAUGACAAAUACAAAUUUGAACUACUAUGUGUUUUUCAAUGAAACAUUGCAAGAAUACGGAAUUUGAAAUGUAAUAUUAACCAAAUGCUCUUCUAUCAAAGUUGUUUUGGAGGUGAUAGGGUGAUUGGGGGUAUUCGCAAAAGAAAAAGUGAUGUUAUUUUGAAUAAAUUUAAACUACUGUUUCAUCCAACAUUGUGGAAUCAAAAAAUAAUUUAUCUGAGUUGCUCAAAAAAUACUUGAGGUGAAAAUUUGUUUUAAAAUUCCUGUCUUGCCAAGCCUUGUUAUGUUUCAUUUGAGCUUCCAAGGAUCUUGGAUUUCACAUUUCUGAAUCAUCAUCCAUUUGUCUUCGGCUUGCACGGAGGAAUAACCCAGACUCAAGCACCGCAAAACACAUCUCUAGAUCCAGCAGUUCAUUGCUAUUCUCCUAACAAACAACUGAGUGCAUGACUUAAAACAUCUCAUUUUAUAUCUGCAUUCAUAUAAAUCACGCACAUCUAGAUGAUGUUGGAACUUAUUAGAGCAUUGCAAUAUUGUUAUGGGAAGCUGCUAUUGAAUUGAGGUUUUUUUGUUUUGUUCAUUGAACGAAACAGUUCGAAAAUAUGACAAUUUUUUGUUGGGAAUGACCUUGUUUGUUACGCACAUUGUUUUCGUUUUUCAAUGGGGAUUGACUUGUGCAAUAGCUGCCUAAAAGUAGUGUCUUUUUGCCUUCAUUCUCAAUAUAUUUUUCGUAGAGGUCCCACAUUGGCAGUAGAUGUAACUUUGUCAAAUUAUAGGUCUUUUCACAUUUUCUGCUCUUAUAGCGCAGAGGUAGAAACAAAAUUAGUAUUGUUAUGGUUACAUGCUUGCCUAGUUCAUGGAAGGGUUAUUGAUCUUGUUAGCACUGGUUACUUUAUUAUUUGCAUGACCGUUUCACUAAAAUGUAUGUGACUGUUUAUUUUGCGACUUUCUGUUUGUGACUAGGAAUAAAAGUGCAUAUUAUAGAAAUUUGAGUUGCUUGUAUAUACAAAUAUAUAUUGAAAAAAAAUAAAUGUUUACAAGUAACAUA